GUGUUUAUGGUCUCACUAAUGAAUGAACUCAUAAGUGAUCAUUAAAGUCUUGCAUUUGCGUAUCACGAGGUGUAGAGACCUCUGAAGGAUAUGUGAGCUCCUGAGAGGAAGUUUGGAGGGGGGUGUCUGCGCUUAGACUGAUCCAGAAUCAGAUUUAUGGAAGGCAGCUGUUGAGGGUUUGACAGACAGACGGAUCGGAGGGCUGCUGCGUAACACAAGCAGAUUCGAGCCUGCAGAGGAGUGUGUCAGAUCACUCUAAAACAGCAAGGAUGGUGCGUGAGCAGUACCUCACCACCACAGAUGAGUCUGGGGCCCUGUCUCCAGUCUCUGAGUACAUCUACAUGAUCGGCAUCUACGGCUGGAGGAAACGCUGUCUCUACCUGUUCGUUCUGCUUCUCCUCAUCAUUCUGGUGGUGAACCUUGCCCUCACGAUCUGGAUCCUGCGAGUUAUGUGGUUCAAUACAGAAGGCAUGGGAUACCUGCAGGUCAAUGCAGAUGGACUGAGACUGGAGGGAGAAUCAGACUUUCUGUUCCCUGUCUACGCCCAGGAAAUUGACUCCAGAGAGGAUUCAGCUCUUCUGGUGCAGUCCUCUGAAAAUGUUACGCUCAAUGCUCGCAAUGCCGAUGGUGAUGUAACAGGAAGUGUGUCCGUAGGUCCCAGUCAGGCCGAGGGUUUUGGCCAGCACUUCAAUAUCAGUUCAAACCAUGAUGAAAAUUUAUUUUAUGCCGAUGCAAAUGGAGCCGUUGUGGGAAAAGGAAAGCUCCGUGUAACAGGUCCAGAAGGUGCAUUCUUUGAGCAUUCUGUCAGGACUCCUAUGGUCAAAGCAGUACUUAACAAAGAGCUAAAACUGGAGUCUCCAACACGCUCUCUCAGCAUGGAUGCCCCAAAAGGCGUUCACGUCAAAGCCUUGGCUGGAAAUGCUGACGUGAUGGCACACUUUGAUAUUCAGCUACACUCAACUGCAGGACUGUUGAUUCUAGAUGCUGAAGGUGUUCGUCUGCCGACGUUACCUGUGGGAAAAGCCAGAACUUCAGGCGACUCUCAGGGAAUGUACAACACGUAUGAAGUGUGCGUUUGUCCCAGCGGUAAGCUCUUCAUCUCCAGAGCUGGCGUCUCUUCAACCUGCAGUGAGCAGCAGGACUGCUGAAUGACCUUCAGUCCAUAACACCCACACUAGAAACAAAUCAUGUUGUUACAUUGUCUUGGAAAAGGUAAAAAUACCCAAAAAGUACAAAAACCCAUUCUGAUAUGUAUUGAUUACUGAAGAUUAGAGGGUACAUUCAUCUGUUUGGUUGGAGUUUAUCAUGAUAGGGAAGAUGAAAUAUACAGUAUAUACAACACUCCCAUGGCAAUUUGUAACUAUUUAUGUUUUGGUGAAUUUGAUUAUUUUUUAUGAAUUUGUACAGUCUCAUUCAUAUGUUUCCAUACAGUCUGCUUAGCCAUUCUCCUCACUGACGGUUAAGUUUUUCUAAAUAUAUAUAUAUAUAUAUAUAUAUAUAUAUGAAACACAUUGUAUGAAAAUGACAUUGUAAAAAUAGUUACAUUUUCUCAUGAGAUCGGGUUGUGUAGACUGUACUUUAUUCUACAUAUGGAACAAAAUUAUUGUAUGUUUUCUCCUUUUUUGUUUUGUAAAAGUGGUUCAAAAUUAGGCUGGGCAAUAAAGGGGCUGGUAAACAGCUGACAUCCUAUGCAAUAUAAUUUUGAGGUGCAAUAAAUAACCAAAUUCUGUGUGUUGCAUAUCAGCUAGUUAUUGUUUAAAGAUGCACUCAUUAAUAGAGGAAUUGAUCAUUAUGUAUAAAACAUACUGAGACGGAUGUGCCAUGAUCUUCGAGGGUUAUAAUAUAUUCUUCUGUAGUCAGUUUGAUUUAAAUAUUUUUAUUUUUGAAGCAAUGUAUAAUAGCAAUGUUCUGUCUGAAGAAUUACACUACUCACAAUC
Molecule: messenger RNA, 1937 nt
Organism: Labeo rohita (rohu)
Lineage: Eukaryota; Metazoa; Chordata; Actinopteri; Cypriniformes; Cyprinidae
Gene: sgcg
Product: sarcoglycan, gamma
Exons: 8
Coding region: 270-1148 (292 amino acids)
Biological process (GO): heart contraction; cardiac muscle tissue development
Cellular component (GO): sarcolemma; sarcoglycan complex
Source: RefSeq, a predicted model, not a curated record